This is a messenger RNA of Closterium sp. NIES-67, 1141 nucleotides long. The record is from the annotation of a GenBank genome assembly. Lineage: Eukaryota; Viridiplantae; Streptophyta; Zygnematophyceae; Desmidiales; Closteriaceae.
AGAAGCAGCACGCCUGGGAUUCUCUAGCCCUUGGUAAAUUUCGCAGUUCGGUGUGUCAAUAGGCUAUCCUCAGCUGGGCGAGUGAGGAGGUUAGGAGUUCGGCGAAGGUGGAGGUUCCGUCGUUUGAAGCCAUGUUUGAAUGCGUGCUUUCCCACGCAGCCUACGUUUCUAUCGUCUGAAUGUCCGUUCGCCAACACGUGCGCUCCUCACAACGUGUCUCACUAUAGCGUAUCCCCACCUCGUCCAAGCAUCCACGAUAUCGCAUACUGUGUCUUCCUACGACGAUUUCCUGUUUAUUCGGCCCACGGAUAGACUGACACUUUCUUCCUGCAUGCCUUGACGCAAGCACUUCCUCCCACAGCACCCUUUUAUUCGUCGCACCGCCGUCCUCCGCCCGAAAUUCACAACCGAGCAAUCCUCGUAGUAGCCUCACGGAGCCACUGUAGCCGCCUCCAUGGAACGCCCCGUGCUAGUCUUUCUCCUCGUGCUCAUCGCAUCGUGCUUCGCGGCGCGGGUCGCAGCGUCGUCGUGCAUCACGGCGUGCACGGUGCCGGGGACGGAGUACGCAAAUGCCAAAUGCGUCAAACAUUGCACGACAUGCGUGGCCGACACACCCUCAUCGUGUAACGCGUUUUUCCGGCCCGCAUGGAGCCCCUCGUACCGUUAUAUCCGCUACGAGUGCGCGACGAGCUGUCCGCCCACGCUCGCCUGGUCGCAGUUCCUGCUGGUUACCGUCGCAAUUCUCUUCGUUUCUGUCGCCGUCGGCGUCACUUUCUAUGCGUGCAUAACAAUGAGGGUCCGCUGACGUGCACCCGUCAGGUACAGCUCACCCCUUCCAUCAGACGAUUCUCCCUUCAAACUAUAGCGGCCGUUAUGGUACCUAUUUGGCUUUCCAAGUCUUGCGGGGGAUGGUGCGGCAUGGUGCAGCCACCUCUCAAGUGGCAAUUGGAAACAUGAAACUGUCGGAAGUCAAGAGGAAGAGGACGUGGUUUAUGCGGUCAGCUCUCACGUUGUUCUAGCAAAUAGGGUAAUUUAUGUGGGUGUAGGGUAAUUUAGCUGCUGGAUGUGGGUUCUGCCAAAUGUUGCUUGAUGGGUAGGUUGUCUUGUUGCUGGUUCCCAUCUUUGUACAAAUAUUGAGGAC